Molecule: messenger RNA, 1794 nt
Organism: Aspergillus lentulus
Lineage: Eukaryota; Fungi; Ascomycota; Eurotiomycetes; Eurotiales; Aspergillaceae
Source: RefSeq, a predicted model, not a curated record
AUGUCCGACGCACAGAUACCAUUAUCUGAUGUCACAGAGCAGCCCGUCCACAACUGGUGUGGAACAUCACUGCUCCACCAGCAUCUGCUGGCCACAGUUCCAGGAUACAAAUCAGCUCGACAGUUUGUCGAGCACUUCAAUCGUGUUGCACUUCACGCACCUUCUUUGCGGACAUCAGUCUUGCAAAUUCCUGUUGUCGUCCAUGUUGUAUGGAACAAACCAGAACAGAACAUCAGCCAGGCGCAAAUCGACAGUCAGAUCAGCGUUCUCAAUGAAGACUUCAAUGCAGCAAAUCCUGAUUUGGUCAACCUGCCGGCCGCAUUUAGGCCGCUGGUGGGCAAUCCUCUCAUCAGAUUCUUCCUAACCAAACGAGAUCCCAACGGCAAACCAACGACCGGGGUGACACGUACUCAGACAGGAAUUAUAUCGUUCGACCACAACAGUGCUACCGACCCGCCCGACCAAAGGGUGAAAUUUACUGCCCAGGGCGGCGCAGAUGGGUGGCCCAGCGACCGCUACCUCAACAUAUGGGUCUGCAAGCAGGGUGGCGUUAGACCCUUGCUAGGCUUCGCUCAGUUUCCGGGACUCCCAGCAACGACAGAUGGGGUAGUAAUCUCCCACACUGCUUUCGGAAAAGGGGGAACAGCUACUUCUCCGUUUGAAUUAGGCCGUACUGCUACCCAUGAAAUCGGUCAUUGGCUCAAUCUCUUACACAUAUGGGGGGAUGAUGAUGGGGGCCCGGCUGGAUUACUCUGCUCAGGUACAGAUCUUUGCAAUGACACACCAAACCAGGCUGGCGCGAACCGCGGAAGCCCGACGUUCCCACAUAUCACAUGUGGGAAUGGACCUAACGGCGACCUUUUCAUGAACUAUAUGGACUACACUAACGAUUCCACGACGAUAAUGUUUACCAAGGGUCAAGUUGUCCGCAUGGAUGCAACUCUGUCCGGACCCAGGGCCUCGUUGGUAGGAUCGAACUUUCAGAACUUUCUCUUACAUACUGGUACCACCCUACAUACUACUGAUGAAACCUUUGCCUUUGCAAUGGCCGACUGGAAUGGAGACAGCCGUCCAGAUCUAGUCGCCAUUAAGAAGAGCAACACUGGCACAAAUACUACUGAGGUACAUGUUCUAUCUGGGGCAUCAAACUUUCAGGGUUUCCUCUUACAUACUGGUACUGCCCUAUAUACUACUGAUGAAACCUUUGCCUUUGCAAUAGCCGACUGGAAUGGAGAUGGCCGUCCAGAUCUAGUUGCUAUCAAGAAGAGCAACACUGGUACAAAUACUACUGAGGUACACAUUCUAUCCGGGGCGUCGAACUUUCAGGAUUUCCUCUUACAUACUGGUACUGCCCUACAUACUACUGAUGAAACCUUUGCCUUUGCAAUGGCCGACUGGAAUGGAGACGGCCGUCCAGAUCUAGUCGCCAUUAAGAAGAGCAACACUGGCACAAAUACCACUGAGGUACACAUUCUAUCCGGAGCAUUGAACUAUCAGGAUUUCCUCUUACAUACUGGUACCGCCCUACAUACUACUGAUGAGACCUUUGCCUUUGCAAUGGCUGACUGGAAUGGAGAUGGCCGUCCAGAUCUAGUUGCCAUUAAGAAGAGCAACACUGGCACAAAUACCACUGAGGAUUUCCUCUUACAUACUGGUACCGCCCUACAUACUACUGAUGAAACCUUUGCCUUUGCAAUGGCCGACUGGGACGGGACUGGACGCCCCGAUCUUUUUGCCGUAAAGAAGCGCAACACAGGCACCAAUAGCACAGAAAUGCACAUAUUCGCUGGUUGA